AUGUUUGCAGCGCCAUGGGUGUGUCGAAGCUGCUCGCAGUUGCUACCACGCGCUUCCGCGCAGUUUCUGCGUAGAGCUAGCACAAACAGCCAUGCGGCCCUCCCGGCAAUUUUGCUGCAACGGGCGCGGAAACUCGCCACCGAACACGCACAAUUGAGCACCUCCCUGGCGAGUAGCUACGACACCAAAACCGCGAAACGUGCCGGCGAACUCUCCGGCGUCGCCUCGGCCCUGAAGGAAUGGGAGGCGGCCAAGGCGGCGCUCCUGGAGCUCGAGGGCUUGCUGGGCUCGGACGAUGCCGAACUGCGAGAUCUGGCCGAGGAUGACCUCGAGGCGACGAAUUCCCAGCUCGACGCGGUGGCCCGCAAGCUCUCCAUGGCCCUCACGCCGAAGCACCCCUUCACCGAGAUGCCGUGCCUGAUCGAGUUCCGGCCGGGACCGGGCGGCCUCGAGAGCCGCUUCUUCACCGACACGCUGUUCGGCAUGUACCAGAAGUACUGCGGGCGCAAGGGCUACCGGACGCGGGUGGUCAAGUACGAGCUGUCGGACAACGCCGGGGACGCGUCGGGGUCGGCGGGCGAGAGCCCCGUGCAGGAGGCGGUGCUGGAGGUGCAGGACGCGGGCUCGUACGAGGCGUUCCGCGGCGAGGCGGGCAUGCACCGGGUGCAGCGGGUGCCCGCGACGGAGAAGAGCGGGCGCACUCACACGAGCGCCACGGCGGUCUGGGUGCUGCCGUCGUUCCCCGACGGCGGCGCCGAGGAGUCGUCGGGCGACUUUGACGACCCGGACAGCGACUUCUACAUCAACCCGGCCGACGUCCGCGCCGAGACGAUGCGCGCCCGCGGCGCCGGUGGGCAGCAUGUCAACAAGACCGAGUCGGCCAUCCGGCUGACCCACUUGCCGACGGGGACGACGGUCAGCAUGCAGGACUCACGGUCGCAGCAGCGGAACCGCGAGUACGCGUGGCGGCUGCUGCGGUCGAGGAUCGCGCAGCAGAGGCGCGAGGCCCGGGAGGAGCUGGCGAGGCAGCUGAGGAGCAGCGUCCUCUCCAAGGCGCAGGUGACCCGCGGGGACAAGAUCCGGACGUACAACUACCAGCAGGACAGGUGCACGGAUCACCGGUCGGGGGUCGACGUCCACAACCUCCCGGAUGUGCUUGAGGGCGGCGAGACGCUGGACAGGCUCAUGGGCAGCGUGAAGGAGUGGCUGGCCGAGACGGACAUACAGGCGGCCAUCGCCGAGGAGGAGGCCACGACGGCGCAGGCGGAGCCGAAGGGAAAGAGGGCCAAGAAGUGA
Messenger RNA from Phialemonium atrogriseum, 1296 nucleotides. RefSeq lists its product as uncharacterized. The record is from RefSeq and is a predicted model, not a curated record. Bases 1 to 1296 code for a protein of 431 amino acids. NCBI's taxonomy places the organism in Eukaryota, Fungi, Ascomycota, Sordariomycetes, Cephalothecales, Cephalothecaceae. The transcript has 2 exons. Gene Ontology annotation, biological process: translational termination. Gene Ontology annotation, molecular function: translation release factor activity.